GGUGAUCAGACAGCACUGCACCGGGCUGCUGUGGUGGGGAACACCGACAUCAUAGCAACUCUCAUCCAAGAGGGCUGUGCUUUGGACAGGCAAGACAAGGAUGGGAACACUGCUCUCCACGAAGCUUGUUGGCAUGGAUUCAGCCAGUCUGCCAAAGUGCUCGUUAAAGCAGGAGCCAACGUUCUUGCCAAGAACAAGGCAGGUAACACACCUCUUCACUUGGCUUGCCAGAACAGCCACUCCCAGAGUACUCGUGUGCUGUUACUUGGAGGCUCUCGAGCAGACCUCAAAAAUAAUGCAGGAGAUACCUGUCUGCAUGUGGCUGCUCGUUAUAAUCACUUGCCCAUCAUUAGGGUGCUGCUCAGUGCUUUCUGUUCUGUCCAUGAAAAGAACCAGGCAGGGGACACUGCACUCCAUGUGGCUGCUGCCCUGAAUCACAGGAAGGUGGUGAAGCUGCUGCUGGAGGCAGGGGCUGAUGCAUCCGUGGUCAACAAUGCAGGUCAGACUCCUCUAGAGGUUGCCAGACAGCACAAUAACCCCGAGGUUGCACUGCUCCUGACUAAAGCAUCACAGGUCUCGCGCUUCAACCGUGGGAGAAGCCUGAGGAAGAAGAGAGAGAGACUGAAGGAGGAAAGACGAGCUCAGUCAGUGCCACGGGAUGAAGUUGUGCAGAGCAAGGGCAGUGUCUCAGCUGCUGACGACACACCGAGCAGUGAGCAGCCCCCACAGAGGAAGAACAAUCUCAAGGAUGAACACCGGUCAACCUCACCAGAUCCCAAAGGGAAGAAGAGCAAAAAGAAGAAGCCAAAGGAAAAGGUUUCAGCCCUCUCGGACCCCAUCUCCCCAGCUGACCAGCAGACACUCCCUCAGCCCCAGCACAACGUGCCCAAGCGCAGAAGCAAACAUCACUGCUCCCCUCCACCCCCUCCCCACGAGGUCAGAGCCUACCAGCUGUACACCCUGUACCGAGGAAAGGAUGGGAAGGUGAUGCAGGCACCGAUAAAUGGAUGUCGUUGUGAGCCCCUGAUAAACAGACUGGAGAACCAGCUGGAGGCAACAGUGGAAGAGAUAAAAGCUGAGUUUGGGACAGUACAAGAUAAGAUGAAUAUGAAACUGGGCCAGAUGGAAAGCAAAACUCAACAUCAACUCCGUGUUCUGGACAAGCUGAUGGCUGAGCGUUUGUCAGCAGAGAGAACAGAGUGUCUGCAGCGCCUGCAGCAGCACACAGAGCUGGAAAAGAACGAGGGCGAGAAGCGACAGAUUUCCUUGGUGGAUGAGCUGAAGACUUGGUGCUUGUUGAAGAUUCAGAAUCUGGAGCUCAAGCUUUCUGGAGAUUCCAGGUCAUCCAGACCAAAAUCAACUUUGUCCACCUGUGAGUCUCUCACUGAGACCUUGGAUACUGACAACAACCCCCAGAGUGCCAAGGACUGUAAGGCCAGCCAGGCUGUGCUGCAGUCAGAGGGCUCCCACCAGCAUUCCUACAUCACUGUUCCAAACAGCCUCUUGGAAGAAGGGGCAAGGAGCAGAGUCCAGAUGCCAGAACAGAGCUUUGGGCAGCACUUCUGCAUGAAACAAGAUGGUGCAUCAGGUGCAACCAUGUCAGGUACAGAGCAACAGUUAAUGGCUGGGGGACCAGUUUCUUCUUCUGCCCCUGCUCAAGACGUCAGGCCAAAGGACAAAGCUGUGAGUGCCAGCACAUUCCACAGGUUCCAGCAGGACCUGCCCUCCUCUGAGCUCCUGAGCUCCAAACUGAGACACGUUAAGGUUCAAGCUGCUCUGCAGCCACUGACUGAACCUGCCAAGGCUGAGCCACAAAGUGGCUACUUCAUCGACAAAGGCACCCAGACAAAAAAGUCCAGCAGGACCGGGCAGUCGAGGCACAAAGCUCUGCACCACUCUGGGGCACAGCAGGAGCAGCAGCCACAGGGACAACCUCCUGCCCCUCUGCUCAGAGACACCUCCCAGGCCCUGGAGAUAACACAGUACUUCUUUGAGGCCGUCUCCACGCAGAUGGAGAAGUGGUACGAGAGGAAGAUAGAGGAAGCUCGGUGCCAGGCAAACCAGAGAGCACAGCAGGAUAAAGCUGCACUCAAGGAGCACAUCAAGUGCUUAGAAGAGGAGCUGAGCAAGUUAAGGACUAAAGUGCAGAAGGAGAGUUAG
Messenger RNA from Acanthisitta chloris (rifleman), 2160 nucleotides. RefSeq names its product ankyrin repeat domain 6 (gene ANKRD6). The record is from RefSeq and is a predicted model, not a curated record. The annotation marks the transcript as partial. NCBI's taxonomy places the organism in Eukaryota, Metazoa, Chordata, Aves, Passeriformes, Acanthisittidae. Gene Ontology annotation, cellular component: cytoplasm; nucleus. Gene Ontology annotation, molecular function: protein binding. The transcript has 13 exons.